CUUUCUUAGGCGACAGACAAAUAGACCCUCGCCAUCUCUGUAAUUCUCGCUAUCUAAAAUGGCAAAGCUUCACUAAAUUGUAUGAACUAGGGUUUAUAGCAGGUUUUACCUUCUCUUCCGAAUUUUUUCGGAAGGCCAAGGCUAGAUGAAUUCCCUUUCACUGAGAUCCUCCUUCUUUGUGCCCAAAUUUGCAUCAUUUCCUUCCUGUAUUUGUUCUUCUUCAUUUGCAAUUCCUGUAACCGGUCGGUCUGCUUCUUCGAUAAGCUACCCGAUAAAGUGGAAGAUUGAAGGAAGAUUUGCAUUGAGAGUUCAAGCGUACGAUUCUUCCAAGGAAGACUCUUCUGACGGCAACAACAAUGGUGAUUCCAAGCCCUCUAAUGGCACUCUGCCUAGGAGCAGGAGAGACAUUCUGUUAGAAUACGUGAACAAUGUCCAGCCAGAAUUUAUGGAGUUGUUUGUAAAGAGAGCACCUCCACAGGUAGUUGAAGCAAUGCGCCAAACAGUGACCAAUAUGAUUGGAACACUACCCCCGCAGUUUUUUACUGUAACGGUCACCACUGUUGCAGAGAAUCUUGCGCUGCUCAUGUAUAGUGUCAUGAUGACUGGAUAUAUGUUCAGGAAUGCCCAGUAUCGCUUCGAGUUGCAAGAAAGUCUGGAACAGGUUGCUCUACCUGAAAUGCAAGAUAAAAAGGAUGAGCUUGAUUAUGCACCUGCUACGCAGAAGAAUGUAACUGGCGAAGUUAUCAGGUGGAAUAAUGUUUCUGGUCCUGAGAGAAUGGAUGCUAAAAAGUACAUUGAAAUACUUGAAGCAGAAAUCGAAGAAUUGAAUCAUCAAGUUGGUAGAACAUCUUCAAAUGGACAAAAUGAGCUAUUGGACUAUCUUAAGACUCUUGAGCCCCAUAAUUUAAAGGAUCUGACAAAUAGUGCUGGAGAGGAUGUUGUGCUUGCGAUGAACACAUUCAUUAAGCGUCUUUUAGCUGUUUCAGAUCCCGGACAAAUGAAGACUAGUGUGACGGAAACGAGUGUUCAAGAACUUGGCAAGCUGAUGUAUUGGCUGAUGAUGGUUGGAUACAGCGUUCGCAACAUUGAAGUUCGUUUUGACAUGGAAAGGGUGCUUGACACUACACCGAAGCUUGCCGAGUUACCCCCAGGAGAAAACAUCUGAUACUGGUAUAAAACUGCGAACACUAGAUGUUAUGGUAAAGCUAUAGCACAUAAUUGUCACUGCUGCACUAGCACCUGACAAUUUUGGUGUUUUUAUGGUUGGACGGCUGCAAGCAGUGCCUACACAAGCCAAAGAUGACCGACCACUUGACAGCGCUGAUUUUGCCUGCUGCAAGGAUGUUGGUUUUAACUAGUUCAAUAAUUUAUUGAUGUUCUGUUCAGAAAUGAGCUCUUCCAUUUGAGUACACCGGUGACAGCAUAAAGGUUCCAUUUAAGAA
Molecule: messenger RNA, 1442 nt
Organism: Tripterygium wilfordii
Lineage: Eukaryota; Viridiplantae; Streptophyta; Magnoliopsida; Celastrales; Celastraceae
Exons: 7
Coding region: 146-1165 (339 amino acids)
Source: RefSeq, a predicted model, not a curated record